Plasmodium adleri (nom. inval.) is the source of this 4629-nucleotide messenger RNA. RefSeq names its product conserved Plasmodium protein, unknown function. Bases 1 to 4629 code for a protein of 1542 amino acids. Lineage: Eukaryota; Apicomplexa; Aconoidasida; Haemosporida; Plasmodiidae. The record is from RefSeq and is a predicted model, not a curated record. The transcript has a single exon.
AUGGGGAAAAACAACCAUUUAAGUGAUUUAGUAAAAAAUGUUCAAUUUUUUGUUAGCACAUGUAGGGAAAAAAAUAAGAAAUUGAUGAGCAUGAGUAGUCUUGAGUUAUCAGAUGACGAAAUAUAUACAACUACAAUGAAUAUUCUAGAAGAUAAAAAAUAUGGGGAUAAAGAUGAUAAGGGUAAUUAUAUUGAAAAUAAUAGUAGCAUCGAAUUUUCAGAUGAAUUAAUGUAUGGUAUGUAUAAAAAAUAUUCUACUACCUUUAGUAAGCAAUUUAAAAAAACGUAUACUGAAGAUGAUUAUUAUAGGAAAUUGUUGAAUAAUUUUGAAAAGGAUAAGAUAAAGAAGUCUAUCGAUCUUAAAGGGAACAAGAAUAAUGUAGAAGGUAUGUUUGAUAGAGCAAUUGGAAUAGAUAAUGAACAGGUUGUUUCAGAAAAUAAUAGUAGUAAUCAUAAUGAUAGUAGUAAUCAUAAUGAUAGUAGUAAUCAUAAUGAUAGUAGUAAUCAUAAUGAUAGUAGUAAUCAUAAUGAUAGUAGUAACCAUAAUAUUAGUAGUAACCAUAAUAUUAGUAGUAACCAUAAUAUUAGUAGUAACCAUUAUAGUAGCAGUCAUUACAGUAGCUGUAGUUUAAGACUAGAAAGGAUGAAAGAAAAAAUGAAACAAAAAAAAAUAGAUGAUAUGAAAAAUGAAAUGAGAGAAUACGAUUUACAUUUAUUGAAACUAUAUAAUAAAUUAGAAAGUAAUGAAAGAAAAAGCAAAUUGUUAAAUAAAAGGAAAAAUGUAUCUUCCCAAAAAAUAAAUAAUAAGACAAACAAUACAAAUAAUACAAAUAAUAUUAUAAAAUAUAAAGAGAAAAAAAGAAAACAUCCUAAAAUAAGUCUGGAUACAUAUAAUUCAGAAAUGUUAAAGAUGAAAAGUGAAAUAAUAUUAAGAAGAAAUAGUACAAUCACAAAUAAAAUAUAUAAAAACAGUAAUAAGAAAAAAAGAGAAAAGAAAGAUCAUAAUAUUCAUAUUAAUAGUAAUGAUAAUAUGUAUGUAACCUAUAAUUGGCGACAAGAUAAAAAAAAAAAAAAUGAUGAUAUGGAAUCCCAAAGUAGUGAAGUUAAAAAAGACAAAAAAAAAAAAAAAUUCAAAUGCAAAAACAAAAUCAAUAUAACCAAAAUGGAAGAAAAGAAUGAAGGAGAAAAAAGUCAAAUAAAAUAUUCCUUUUCAGAAAAUAUGAGAAAAAAAAGUUCGAAAAAUUCAUUUUUUUCUCUUGGGAGUAAAAGGAUGUCUAAGUUUUAUGGUACUACAUCUUCUUCGAAAAAGACACUAGAAAAUGAACACACAUUUUUUGACGAAACGUUAUUAUUAAAUAGAUUAAAUAAAAAAAAAAAUGAUGGAGUAUACGACAUUGGUUGUAUGUAUAUAAAUAAUGAAGAUGUGAGUGUUAAAUGUUCCAACGAUUUAUUUGAUAGUAUUAAAAAAAAAACAAAAAAAAUGGAAAAAAUGGAAAAAAUAGAAAAAAUGGAAAAAAUAGAAAAAAUGGAAAAAAUAGAAAAAAUACAAAAAAUUGCAGAAAUGGCAAAAGUGGCCAAAAUGACCAAAAUGACAAAAAAACCAAAAAAUUUAAAAAAGACAAGUGAGAGAAAAUUUAAUGAUUCUAUUAGUGGUAUUAUGCAAAAUAGUAAGAAUAAAAACAAUAUGAUAAAUAUUUACAAUAAUAAUAAUAGUAUGGUAAAUAAUUAUAAUAAUGUGAUAAAUACUUAUAACAAUGUAGUACAUAAUAAUUAUUAUAAUUUGAAUAGAUCUAAAAUUCUGAAGGAUCAAUUUAAUUCAUUCAUUGAUAAUAGAGAAAACAUCUAUGAUUACAAAAGUAUGAUGAAUAAAUUAGAAGGUAAAGUAGAAAAAAAUAAGAAAAAAAAUAAUUCUUAUAUUGAUAAUAUUAUAAAAAUAAUAAAUUGUUUGGUUGAUGAAUAUGUCCCCAAAUUAAUUGAUAGAUAUGAAUAUUAUGUAAAUACCUUAGAUGAAAAAAAUAAAUUAUUAAAAAUAAAAAUAAAAGAUUCCCUAGAUUUUGGAGACAUACAAUAUGAGGAGAUACGUGAAUUAAAAUCUCAGUUAAUUCAAAAAAAUAAUAAAAAUAAAAAAUUAAAUGAUACAAUAGAUAUGUUAAAAGAUAAGUUAUCAUAUAUGAAUGAAUUGGAAUCUAAAAAUUUUGAAUACCUGGACGAAAUUGUUAUGUUAAGAAAUAGAGUUACUUAUUUAGAAAAAAUAAUUGAAGAUAAUGAUCAAUCCAAAGAAUCGGUAGAAAUUAAAAGAAUACGUAGGAAUUUAAAAAAUAUAUAUAAAAAGAUGAAAAGUGAAAUGAGAUAUAUAAUAAAUUUUAAAUACAAAAAUGAUAAACGAUAUAAAAAGAAGAAAAAAAGGUUCUCUCUAUAUAAAUUGUUGUCUAUAAAUGAUAAGAUGGAACAAUAUAAUAUGGAAUAUAAGAAGGAUGAUAGAAAUAAGGAUGAAAAGAAUAUAGCUCAUAUGUGUUAUAUGAAGGAAGGACAAGGGAGUAGCAAAGGUAUAUUAGAUGAUGAUCAAAUGUUUUGUGUGCAAGAAAAAAGGGAAGACCCACCAAACAAUGAAAAUGAUGAAAAUGGUAAAAAUAGUGAAAAUGAUGAAAAUGGUAAAAAUAGUGAAAAUGAUGAAAAUGGUAAAAAUAGUGAAAAUGAUGAAAAUGGUAAAAAUAGUGAAAAUGAUGAAAAUGGUAAAAAUGGUAAAAAUGUUAAAAAUGUUAAAAAUGUUGGGAAGAAUUAUAUACAUUUUGAUAAACAAGUGGAUACAACCGAUUUGUUAUAUCAUCAUGAUAAUUUAACAAUUGACAACUGUGAGGAAGAGAAGAAAAUAUCAUAUAACGUUUUAAAAAAGAGAAUGAAAGAUAUUACACAAAAUAAUUUUAAACUAGAACAAGAUGUUAAUGAUAUCCAGUUGAAUCAUAAAAAGGUGGGUGCAUUGCUAUUGCCUACAGUGCAGUUAUGUAAUAGUAAUAUAAUUAUGCCUAUAGAAGAUAUUAAAAAAAAUAAUUCUUUACAAAAUAGAGAUGAUAUACUAACAAAUAAAAUAAAGUAUCCUAUUGAUAGAGAUUCUUUAGUUCAUUUGUAUUCUUCACAUCCCAUACCAGUCGAAAGUUAUCCAUACUAUCAUUAUUAUUAUAGUAAUAUACAUGAAACGAAGAAGAAACAAAAAAUAGAUAUAAAUAUAAAUAUGGACAACAACCUGUGUGAUAACAUUUCUUGUUGUAUUAAAGGAGGAGGAGAGAGAAAAAAAAAGAACGUAAGAAAAUUCUUAAGUAUAACUAUUCCAGAGGAACAGGAUUUAAAAAAAAAAAAAAAGAAAAAUAAAAAAAUAAAAUAUAUUUAUAAUAAUGAAACCAUGAAUAAUCAUAAAAUUAUUAGAACAAAAGAUUGUCAAUUAAAAGAUAUGGUUAAAAAAGAGGAAUAUAACCAAAGAAAAAUAAACAGUCCUUAUAAAUAUUAUAAUGUGAACAAAAGAAAGAGAGAUUUUUUAUUUUUCAUGAAUGCAUUAAGAAGGAAUGAUAUAUUAAGUUAUAAUAAAAAAUGUAAAGAUAUUUAUGAUAAUCACCAGCUUGUUCUUGAUAAAAAAUGUUUAGAUAUAAAUAAUGAUUUCAAGAGAAAACAUUUUUAUAAGCAAUGUUUGGAUGUCAGUGUGAAUAAAGAUAAAUAUGAUUAUAAUGUAAGUGAUAAUAAUAUAUAUCAUGGAAGUACUGUAUAUUGUUAUGAUGAUAUACAUUUUGAGGGGAAGGACAAAUACAACAAUAAUAUAAAUUACAACAAUAAUAAUGAUAAUAAUAAUAAGAAUAAUUGUUAUUAUAAUAAUUAUUGUUAUUAUAAUAAUUUUUGUUGUGAGAGAGAGGCUAAUGUAGGAUCGACAUUAUCCUUGAAUAUUAUACCUUAUGAAAAGGUCGAGAUAAAUGGAUUAAUAAAAAAAAAUAAAAAAAAAAGUAAAAAUAACAAUAGCAUUUGUCGUUUUUUAUCUUUUGACUGUUGUUUUAAUAUAAAUAAUACGUCAAAGAAAAAAAAAAGGAACGUUUCUUGGGAGAGCACAAGAAGUAGUAGUCAUGAAUGUGAGGAGAGAAAGAAAGGGGGAUCAGAUUAUAGCAAUAUAUUAUUUUAUAAAAAAUAUGAUGAAAAGGAUGAAGAUACAUCUGUGCAACAUGAUUAUAGUAAUGCAUAUAAUUCAUGUGGAGAAGUGGAUAUGACCAGCACAAAUUAUAAAAAUAAAAUAAUAAAAUAUAACAAUAAUGAUAAUAAUAAUAUUAAUAAUUGUAUAUAUAAAAUGAUUGAUAAUAGUAUGGAUGAGAACCCAUUAUUAUUUCCAAACAAUAUUAUUCUCUCCAAUAAUUUCUUACCACAUGUAAGAGAUCAUAAUAAAAAAGAAGCAACUACCACAUUACAAACACAAACAAAAACAAAAACACAAUGGAAUGUUAAGAAACCUUUCGACUAUACAGGUAAAAAUACAUUUCGUUAUUAUAAUUUAUUUCAUCAAUAUUUGGAUAUAAAUAGAAAGAAUUACAAAAGGAUAAAUGAAUAUCUUCUUAAUAACUUUGCAUACACAUCUGAUAUACCCAGAGGUGGAAGUUAA